Messenger RNA from Fusarium falciforme, 1839 nucleotides. RefSeq names its product Zn(2)-C6 fungal-type domain-containing protein. The transcript has a single exon. NCBI's taxonomy places the organism in Eukaryota, Fungi, Ascomycota, Sordariomycetes, Hypocreales, Nectriaceae. The record is from RefSeq and is a predicted model, not a curated record. Gene Ontology annotation, molecular function: zinc ion binding; transcription cis-regulatory region binding; DNA-binding transcription factor activity, RNA polymerase II-specific. The coding region runs from base 1 to 1839 and encodes 612 amino acids. Gene Ontology annotation, biological process: positive regulation of transcription by RNA polymerase II. Gene Ontology annotation, cellular component: nucleus.
AUGCCUCCCGCAGCAAAGACAGCAGCCAGUUGCUGGAUCUGUCGAAUCCGGCACAAGAAAUGCGAUGAAUUACUACCAAGGUGUCAAAACUGCGAAGCCCUGGAGCUAUCAUGCCUCUACAGCGACGACAAGCCGGCAUGGAUGGACAAUGGGGACAAGCAGCGCGAGAUGGCCCAACGCCUCAAAGCUCAGGUCAAACGCAAUGCAAAGGAACGCCGAGGCAGGCGGAUGAUCCAGAAGAUCACGAGAGAGAUUGAGGGGCACAGUCCGUCAAGUCCGAGCAAUCCGCGUUCCUUAUCUCCCAGUCGAGAUGAGCACUCCACGGCCAGUAUUCAAGAGUCAAUCACGGUAGACCAAACAACGGACCACCAACUCUCAGAUACAGACGCUACUACUCCGGCUCAGAACUUGCCAUUCAAUACCUCCCCUACGGUUGAGGGCUCGAGAGGCCCCAUACAAAGGGACGGCCCAACUCAUGAUUUCUUCGGCUCCGGAUCAGGACCACUGGUUAUCCAGAACGAGCAGGAUCUACGCUUUGUCACAGCCUACACGGACUACAUCUUCCCUCUUCUGAAUCCUUUUUACCGUCCAACCUUUCUUGAAGGGGGCCGUAGCUGGCUUCUGGUCUUUGCCAUGAGAAACACAGAAUCAUGCCAGCUCGUCAUCAGCCUGGCAACAUACUUUCUCUCAGUUGUGCCCAUCUUUCCAGGCCCUGGCCACAGAAUGUGUUCAUCGCAUACUUGGCAACAGGUACAGAGUCAAUCUGACCUUGCAGUCAAGGGCAUGCAGCAGAGGGUUGAAGCGAUAAGCCGCUGCGGUGUUUCUGGCAAUCUUUUGCAAAGCACUCAUUUAUUAGGCGACAUCAUGUUGCUUCUCAAGUUUGAAACUAUGGCGGGCUCUUCUUCAAGUUGGAGAGUUCAUCUCUAUGCCGCGACUGUUCUCUUUGAGCAAUUCCUCUCAUCACCAGACCUUGACGACGACAUUUGGAAGAUACCGUCUGACGUUGAAGAACUCGUCUCAAAAUCAAAGUCGGCGCUCUCGACGAAAGAGGCGCACAGAUUUGAAGCUUCACAGACUGCAUUCCGGUUCUUCAGCGCGGCCGUCAUAACCGCCGACAUUAUCGCCAGCACUGCUCUAGGACAGCUGCCUCGUCUUCGGGAGCACCAUGAGAGGGUGCUGGGCACUCUAGAGAAGCCCCAUCUGAACCUCGAGCAUAUCGUGGGCUGCGAAAAUUGGAUUAUCCUAUCGAUCGCGGACAUUGUCGAGCUUGACUUGUGGAAGAAAAAGGCUAAGAAGAGCGGCGCGUUCUCGUUGAUGGACUUGAUUCAGCGCGCCAGCAGAAUCACCCAAGAUUUGGAUAAUGGUCUCGCCAGUUCUUCUGGCUCAGACAAUGAGAAUACAUGCAACAGGGACGGCAUCUUUUCCAUGUUCAAUCCACAGCGCGGACAAUUCCUUGAUCACCACAUCGUCACUCGCAUCUGGGCCAAUUCUGCCAGACUGUACCUGCUUGUGGUUCUCUCAGGCUGGCAACCCGGGAGCAGUGAAAUACGGGAAAUCGUCACAAAGAAUCUUAACCUACUCAAGAACUUGCCUUCUCCAAGUUGGCUGCUCGCUUUGGCUUGGCCUUUUUGCGUGACUGGCUGUUUAGUCACAAAAGAGCAGGAAUGCGCUGUUUGCGACAUUUAUGAAGCGACUGAGCCGUUGAAAAACAUCGGACCGAUUUCAGAGGCAAUGGGAAUUAUUAGGCGCGUAUGGGAACAACGCGAGGGACUAAUCGGAGAGACAUGGGAUAUGGCAUCAUGCUUUGGAAGCAUGGGAAGGACUGUUCUGUUAAUCUGA